Molecule: messenger RNA, 3868 nt
Organism: Pimephales promelas (fathead minnow)
Lineage: Eukaryota; Metazoa; Chordata; Actinopteri; Cypriniformes; Leuciscidae
Gene: prkcg
Product: protein kinase C, gamma
Biological process (GO): protein phosphorylation
Molecular function (GO): diacylglycerol-dependent serine/threonine kinase activity; ATP binding; zinc ion binding
Source: RefSeq, a predicted model, not a curated record
UCUCUCUCUCUCUCUCUCUCUCUCUCUCACUUCAUCCCCUCUUUCUGUUGGUAAAAACAGAUUCAAUCUUGGAAAGUGAAAAUCGCCUCUUCCUCACCCCCUCUAUUCUCUCUAUUGGAUAAAGGAAUAUACGACCAUUCACUCCUCCUUCUAUCUUUCCUGGAAAGCUUUUGUUUCAUCCUUCCCUUCAUUCUUAAUUUUGUUUUUGGGGUUUAAAUAUUUUCCUCUCUUGUAGACCUUCUGUUUGAUGAGGUUGUCUCUUUUUUCCUUUGUACUUUUUAUGAGCCAAGGAUUGAUUGCAUAGAAUAGCAAGAGUCUCAAGAAGAAGUGGGAGGAAGAGGAGAAACCAAUACUGUAAUACGUUUUUCUUCUUAUUUAUUCUCCUCUUGUUGUUCUUUCACCCCUUGGUUGCCUAAACCAUCCAUCCCUAUCCCAGUCUUGUUCUCUGUGUCUUUCUCUGCCCAACUGGUAGCAUGUCUACCCCGGUCUCUCCAUCUCCAUCUCUGUCUCCCCUGGCCCUGUCCUCCCCAUCUCCAUCCUCCUCUCCGCUCCCCUCUCCUCUAUCUCCUCCCCCCAGGCUGCCAGUCUUCCAAAGGAAGGGAGCUCUCAAACACAAGAGGAUCGUUGAAGUGAAGGACCACCAGUUCACUGCCCGAUUCUUCAAGCAGCCCACUUUCUGCAGCCACUGCACUGACUUCAUCUGGGGAAUUGGAAAGCAAGGAUUCCAGUGUCAAGUCUGCAGUUUUGUGGUGCACAAACGCUGCCAUGAGUUUGUAACUUUUACUUGUCCUGGAGCCAUCACCACUCCCAAAGCAGAGGAUCUCAAAAGCAAGCACAAGUUUAAAGUACAGACAUACUCUAGUCCCACCUUCUGUGAUCACUGUGGAUCUCUGCUCUAUGGCCUCAUACAUCAAGGCAUGAAAUGUUCCAGUUGUGACAUUAAUGUACACAAGCGCUGUGAGAGCAGUGUCCCCAGCUUGUGCGGACAGGACCACACUGAGAAAAGGGGACGGAUUCGUCUCACCGUGCGUGGAGAGAAGGAAGACCUAUUUGUCACAGUUCAUGAGGCACAUAACCUGAUACCCAUGGACCCUAACGGCCUGUCGGACCCUUAUGUGAAGCUCAAACUCAUCCCUGAUCCAAAGAGCCAGAGCAAACAGAAAACCAAAACUAUCCGUUCUACACUCAACCCCAUCUGGAACGAGAGCUUCACCUUUUCAGUUCGUGGGAGGCAGUGGGACAGGCGUUUGUCUGUAGAGGUCUGGGACUGGGAUCGGACCUCAAGGAAUGAUUUCAUGGGCGCUCUGUCGUUUGGUGUUACUGAGAUAUUCAGACGUUCCGUCAGCGGCUGGUUCAAACUUCUCAACCAGGAUGAGGGAGAGUAUUAUAACAUCCCUGUACCCGACCCAGACCUGCAGGUACCAGAGGCUGCUAUCGAACCCUCUAUCCCUCCUCCUCAUGUUAACAUAACACCUAUUCCUUCUGUGACCCCACCCGCUUCAAGCCCGACCCCCGCUGUACUGCACAAGGGCAAUGGCCAAAUCAGACUGCACGAUUUCAACUUCCUCAUGGUUCUGGGCAAAGGGAGUUUUGGCAAGGUUUUGUUGGCAGAGGAGAGGGGCAGCGAGCGCUUGUUUGCGGUGAAGGUGUUGAAGAAAGAUGUGUUGUUUCAGGAUGAGGACACGGAGAGCGCCAUGGUUGAGAGAAGAGUGCUGGGCCUCGCGGGGCGACCUCACUUUCUGACCGCCCUCUACUGCGCCUUUCAGACCGAGGAUCGUCUGUAUUACGUCAUGGAGUAUGUGAAUGGAGGUGAUCUUAUGUUUCACAUCCAAAUUGUUGGCAAGUUUAAAGAACCACAUGCAGCGUUCUAUGCAGCUGAGAUAGCGCUGGGUCUGUUCUUCCUGCACAACAAAGGAAUCAUAUACAGAGAUCUAAAGCUGGACAAUGUCCUGCUGGACAGUGAAGGACACAUAAAGAUAGCAGACUUUGGGAUGUGUAGGGAAGGCAUGAUGGCAGGGGACACCACUCGCACCUUCUGUGGCACACCCGAUUACAUCGCACCCGAGAUUGUGGCGUAUCAGCCGUAUGGUAAAGCAGUGGACUGGUGGUCAUAUGGAGUCCUCCUUUAUGAGAUGCUGGCCGGGCAGCCUCCUUUUGAUGGCAUAGAUGAGGAGGAGCUGUUUCAGUCCAUCAUGGAACAGAGCGUUUCAUAUCCUAAGAGUCUCUCUCGGGAGGCUGUGGCCAUCUGCAAAGGGCUCCUCACCAAGAACCCUGUUAAGCGUUUGGGUGGAGGAGAGGAAGCAGAGAGAGAGCUGCGGGAGCAUCCCUUUUUCCGCUGGAUAGACUGGGAUCGGCUGGAGAGACUGGAGAUACAGCCUCCCUUCAAACCCAGAAGUGGAGGCAAAAAUGGAGAAAACUUUGAUAAGUUUUUCACAUCCGCCCCCUCUGCCCUCACGCCCUCUGACCCGGAUGUUCUCGCUGCCAUAACUCAAGAGGAAUUCCAAGGCUUCACCUACAUGAACCCGGAAUUUCCCCCCUCACCCCUCACAGCUGUCUGAGAAAACCUCGAUCGAUCCUCAUCAACCGUCUUGUGACUUUUAUUCUGCUCCUGGUCAUGAUUUAAACUACAGUGACAAAAAACAUUGGCUUUAGCUUGCUUACCAUAGGAGUCUGUCUCAAUUAGACCAAACAUCUCCUUCCAAAACAACACCACAAUGAUUUUAAAUGAUCUUUACAGUAAAAAACUAAGCAAUAAUAAUAUUUAGCCGGUCCACUCUGAGAGUAUUAUUUGUCUGAAUUAUUUAAGGGUCAUGCAUUCAUGCCAUUAUCUCAUUGGACAAUAUAGGAUCUUAUUGGAUAUCCUUUUGGAUGCUAGUAGUUGCCAUGACCUAAUUAUAACUGACUGCACCAUAGAAACCAGCAUGAACAUGAUUGCCCCCAUGUUUUAAAGUUCACUUCAAGCUGAUUAUUUCAUCUCAGAUCAAACUCAGUCUUUGUGUGAGAUCCUGUUCGCUCUGGUUUGGUUUAGUUAACAAAAUAAGCGUAGACAGGUGAGCAAACACUGGUCAUCCUUUUAGCAUCAGACAACUGGUAUAGAAGCUCAGUAAUAUGAUUUAGAAGACACACACAUGACAGCUAGAUGCAAAAAAAUUAAUAAUGCUUCAGCAUACUACUUGUAACAUGAAUGUUAGAGCAUAUGUAUAUGUAGAUGCAUCAGAAUUCAGUCCAAAUAUGAGAGAGAUUAUAAAUGUUUGCAUCAUCUAAGUAUUAUACAAAAAUAAGUUAUCGGGAUCCAAACAAAUGACUUUAUGAAAAAAUGCUAAUUUAGAUAUUUAUGAUUUAUUCCAUAUAUCUAUAUGCAUAUCUAUAUAAAGUAUGUGCAGUGUAUUAUAAAGUAUAUGUUAAUGUUUAUUCAGAAUAAAUAUAAUAGAAAUUUUCUACGAACAUAUCAUCAGCAUUUUUACAUCAGCAGAAAAUGAAACAAUUUACAUCUCAUCAUAAUAUUUUGCAACCUCUAGUGUCAAGAAAAAGCAACCCCAACUGUUAUCAACCAAAUAUUUUAUGUAUUUACAGUGCUCACAUAUUACGUAUUAUAUUGCUAAAUUGGUCUCAAAUAAGCCUUUGAAAUCUCAAGUUUAUGGAUGAAUUAAUUGGUGUUGAGUGUUUAUUUGUUUGAAGCUGGUACUAUAUAAAUAUGAGGUCUCAGAGAUCAGCAUGAACUAGUCUUGCAUAGUGAAAUUCAUGAUGUCUGACCUGGAAAGACCUGAGUCUGCACACUGUGCCCAAACUGCCCCACUAAUACAACUUGAACAUUGCAUUGACGACAAAAUGCUAAGACGUCGGAAAGACAGGAUAGGAGGAGUGACAG